AUGAAGAGAGCAAUCAAGUCGUUCUUUGGGAUCAAGUCAAAAUCCAAAAAGGACAAGGACCAUCUCUCGGAGAAUACGAGGACCAGUGCUGUUAAUUCCACUUUGAACUCAGCAGCAGAUCCCCAUCGUCGCAGUAGCAACUCAAAUCGGCUCUCCGUCAUCGCUCAUGAGGGUGCAAUUGAGCCCUAUGGUCCGCGGCCCACCCGAGAUAUCAUCGAGGUCCAACAGCGCCUACAUGCCUCUACCUCCAAUUCAGCACAGUCGUCCACUCCUUUGCGGCCCAGACCCAGACCCCUGUCAGAAAUCGCCCACAAUCACAGCAGAACAAGAACACGCUCUGCCACAGUCUUCAAUGCUGUCACUCAACCCGAACAGACCGAUGUCCAAGCUGCUCGUCGCCUCUACUUUCGCCAACCCCAACUGGUCGACAGAGGCGCAGGCGUUGGUGGGCCCGCGCCAGCUACCCUUCAACCUUCUGAGGGUAGUUCUUCUGACAAGUCCAGCCAAAAUGGUCACAUUAAGAAGUCUCAAUCCACUAGAGCUAGUGCUGCUGCAGCAUCCCAGGUAGUAUAUGGUAAUGAAACCCCGUGCCAGACGUACCACUGCGUCGCGCGUUCGUCCCCUCCUCUUUCAACUGCCCACCCUGCCCAGGAUCGAAGCUAUGGAGCAGAUCUUCGUCAGGAAGCAGCGCCUGAUGACAACGACACCCCUUUCAGUAUCAGGAACUCAUCAGACGACAGCGAUAAGCCGAAGGUGAACCGCAAGACACCUAUUUGUGACUUUGGCACUCUUCGAUCAACCUGUGAUGGUGGAAACAAGCAGGAGGAUUAUGCUGGCAAGGUGGAUAUUGGCGAUAGGGAGAAAGAGCAGCCGCAGGACUCGGCUGGUGUUUGCAUCCAGACUACUCCAUCUCGCCAACAACCCAGUAGUCACCAGAACUACCAGCAUCGUGAGCAGGACCAUGGAUAUGGACAUGGACAGGGAUCUCCUCAAGCGCCUCAGUAUCGUGCGCCAUAUUUGGAGCGAUCUCUCCCUCCGUUGCCCCAUCUAGACGCAGAACCUAAUCCGAUUUCGCAGGACGACCCCAAGAAACGCUUCAGCGUCAACAGCUUGGCUAGUCGAUCCAUCUUCAACAAGCAGUCAGACUCGGGAGUCGAAUCGUGCACCUCCAAGAAGAAGACUCCCUCUUUCAAGGGCAAAGGCACCAAUCGAAGCAACACCCAACCCGAUGCUUCCACCAAUGUCUCGCCAAAGGACCGACAGUUCAACUUGGAUGUCGACCAAUUCAUAAUGGACAACGUCAUUCCUGACCUGGAGAAACACCCUUAUCGCAUCAGUCUCAAGGACAAGCUUCGUGUGGAGGCAAGAGCACAUGCACAAAGGCUAGCCGAGGAGCGGGAAUUUGACCAAGCAGAAGCGAUCCUUCUUCAGCAAUAUCAUGACGAUAUCGCUACAACACCAAGGGGUCCUGCACCAACGACCUUGCAGGAACCCACCUCAGCAACAUCUCAGCCUCAACCCCUUUCGAUCCAGCCCAAGGGUGCCCCUUCUAUCCCUAUCCUCUCCAUCUCUGACUCGCCUCCUAGUCGAACCACCUCCACUACCGUAGAGUCAAAGCGACUCUCAAACACUACCUCUCGUGGAACCUCUCGCGGGACUGCGCGUCGGAUCAAAUACAGUGCUGACUUUGUAAACGGUCUUCCCAAAGGCCAUAUUGCUCGCGAAUGCAACAGUGAGAUUGUCCCGACCAAACGACUCAGUGCCAAUUCGGCUAGGACAAACAACACCUCUGCCAGAAGCUACACCACCACUCAUGUUAUGACAACGGCGGAUAAUCUGGAUGGAGUACCAGGUGGACCGGCCCCGGCAGCUGUUACGCUGAUCAUUCGUCCCGAGAGCCGUGGCAAGUCUCCUCGCAUUAUCAACAAGCAGGAAUUCAACAACACGUUCGGUCGAUCAUCUGUUACUGGUAGCAUCCACAGUGGUCCGAGUGAGAGUGAGGAGCGAGGAUCGGAGCAGUACAUGGAUGUACGCCCUCACAACACCCGAACAGUUGAAACUAAGCGGUUUGCUGUUGUCACAACAAAGGAGCGAGUGCAGGGACGAGAUGCGAAUCCUGAGCGAGGGAUGGGCGAAUUUUUAGAUCAUUUGUCAGAUAAAGCCUCGAUUGGACCUAGAGCCGGUCAGCACGUAUAUGCCAACCCUCAGGACAUCAUGUCGUCUUGGCUCCGACCAGCCCGGAUGAGAUCGUUGGAUGUUGUUCUGAAUUGUAUCGAUUGGUUGCCCUUGGAGGAUAUGGACGACUCGCCCUUUGGCUCCAACACAUCGAUCCAUUCAAUUCUACCAUUUUACAUGCCUGAAAGAACUUCGACGCCACCAAUUGUGUCACCAGCAGACGAGGAAGGUGGCGAAGUAGGAGAUGAAACCGCGCCUUGUUCUCUCGACGACAAUUCGAUCAGUAAUUCAGCCAGCACCGAAUCAACAGACGACUCCAACCUUGCCUCGGCGCUUAUCGCUGAACCUUCGACUGAUGCACAGGCUUGUGGACCACCGGUGUUGAUCAAUGGACUCACAGUCGAGGAACUCAUCAACAGCGUCCGAUUCGAAUCUGAUCGCGAGGGAUCCCCUGGCUUCUAUGGUCCUAGAGAAUUCGAGCGAGACCAGGCGAGGAGACGCAAGGAGGCCCAAGCGAAAAAGGAGCAAGAAAAAACGGCUGCGAAAGUUGCAAAGGCUGCAACUUCGAGUGAGAGGAUAAUGGGAAUGGUGUCUACACUUUGGUCGCAGAUGACACAGACCACAGUUCCGAAUACCACUCCACCUUCUAUGAUCACAGAAUAA
Molecule: messenger RNA, 2838 nt
Organism: Linnemannia hyalina
Lineage: Eukaryota; Fungi; Mortierellomycota; Mortierellomycetes; Mortierellales; Mortierellaceae
Source: the annotation of a GenBank genome assembly